This is a messenger RNA of Biomphalaria glabrata, 2439 nucleotides long. RefSeq lists its product as uncharacterized. The transcript is spliced from 2 exons. The record is from RefSeq and is a predicted model, not a curated record. NCBI's taxonomy places the organism in Eukaryota, Metazoa, Mollusca, Gastropoda, Planorbidae. Bases 1030 to 1893 code for a protein of 287 amino acids.
CUUUCGCGUUCUCUCUUUCUCUCUUUCUCUCUCUCUCUCUCUCUGUCUCUCUCUCUCUCUCUCUCUCUUAAUCUUCUUUGUUUCUAGAGUUUGCGCUCUUCUCUUCCUAGUUCUGGUAGGCCCUACUAGGUUUUGACUUAGUCAUAUGCAUGCACUAGUUCCGUUAAAAAAACAAAACUAAAUCUUUUUUUUUUCUAAGACUACGUCUGUCACAAAAUCCGUCAAUUUAAAGGUUCACCUGACAUCACAAAACUGGAUCAAUUUUUCCUAAUGUUGAGUUUACAUUAUCAUGGAUGGGGUAAAAAUUCUUUAGUAUUUCAUUGACAUCUUCUUAAUUCAUUUUCUGCUCGAACCAUUCUCUGAGUUUGGCUGGAAUUCGGACAGAAGCUGAAAUGUAUUCAUGUAUUCAGCAACAUUUUUCGGUACACUGGACCGUUUACACAACUUUUUAUCGACUUCAGCACACCGCUAGGACGUCCUCAACACAAUAACUGUAAACUAGCUUUAAGCGCUUGGUUAAAAUGUGCUGGAGCGCCAGAGGAGAAGUCGUUAAGAUAGUUUCAUUUUUAAAUAUUGUUGUAACCCCGCUCCCGCGUUACACUAAUGGUGCGCAUCUGAGCACUACUGAACACGACUAGUGAAAGACAUAUUGAGACAGGAAGAAGGACUGUUGUGAGCCAGCUAGAAGUCAUGGGAGUCUGAACAGUCUGGUGCUGAGUGCUGUCCUGUGUGAUACUAGGAAACUGUGUGGGAGACCUGGAGCGACACUGGGAAGUGUGUCGGUGGUCUGUUUUGUGUUCUGGUAUAAAGUAGGACUCUUAGAACUUAGACAUAUUACUCCCUGUGACUUUAUAGCAGACGUCCAAGUCUAACUAGUAACUAUUACUAUUUGUUGAUGCUUAUACUAGUUAUAAUAAAUAAAUACAUCGUUUACUGUUGCCGACCUGUCUUUCGUUGAGUGCCUGCCUUAGAGAGUUACAACAACUGUUGUCAGAAGUGGGAUUUAGGCAGCUCAACAAAAGGAUAAGAAUGACAACGCUUAGGAAGCUAGAUGAACUUAGCUGUAAACAGUUAAAAGAGGAGCUCCGAGACAGGGAGCUGAGGAUCUUCUGUGACAAAGAAAAAAUGAGAGCCAGUCUUUGGCAGGCCCUUGUUGAUGAAGGGGAGGAUCCGGAAACAUAUGUGUUUGAGAUAGAACCAGAUAUUGGUGAGGUGCUGAACACCAUGCAAAACUGGUUAUGUGAACUUUGUACUUUCCAGUAUUCGAUGAAUCAUUCUAUGGACAAACUGAUACGUAACGUGCAAGGCCAGAUCAAUCCAGUAAGAGAGAGGAGUCCAUCAUUCAACAACAAUGAACCGUUACUCAUUCAAGACUAUGGCUGUACUGAUAGUUACAAAGAAUGCGUCAAUGUUAACAAGAAAAACGCAGAUGAACAGAAAGAGACAGUUGAAGCAAUAGAAGAAGUCUGCUACGCGACUGAAACUUUUGAUGUACCAGCUUUGAGUGCCACAACGACCCGGACAGAGCAGGACAACUUUGAGCCUGUCACUUUGGACCUUAAGGACCCCUGUCGAUCGACCUACGAGGGGAACUUAAAUUUUGAUUGUUGCAUUCAGGCGGUAAGCAACAACUGUACAUGCGGUGCUUCACGAAGGGAGUGCAAAUGUCAAGAAACCCAUCAACAGGGUCUGAAACCAGUGGACUUCGAUACUUCUGUUUUCACCCGCGAGAGAGGCCUUGAAGGUGGUCAGAAGAACCCUGCCGCUGAUGAACUUGUGCACGUGCCCCGCAGACAUGUCUUUUGGACACGCUUGAAGAUUAUGCCGUGUUUGACUACCUGGCCUCCUGGGGGCCUACGGUGCAUCAAGAAAGCGUGCUGGAGCAAUGUGUAAGACCAAUGGUCUUGAUGACCACCGCCAUGACAUCCACUACCUCUCUUCCUGCCAUGAAGCUGCCGUCGGUGCUGACUGAGAGAAAGGCCAGACAACGAAAACGACGCCCCCUUAACCAAAGGCAGAUCAACUGGAAAAGGAGAAAGCGGCAUCUGCAGAGAGCAGUGUGGAUGACUUUGUGGGGAACACGCACCCUGCCAUCUGUGACUCCCACUGACCGACCUCCACCUGCACUGACCAACGUCCACCACCCUGUAGGGCACCUGAAUUUUUUCGGGACGAACAGAUCUGAGAAGGGGGCAAUGUUGUAACCCCGCUCCCGCGUUACACUAAUGGUGCGCAUCUGAGCACUACUGAACACGACUAGUGAAAGACAUAUUGAGACAGGAAGAAGGACUGUUGUGAGCCGGUUAGAAGUCAUGGGAGUCUGUUCUGGUAUAAAGUAGGACUCUUAGAACUUAGACAUAUUACUCCCUGUGACUUUAUAGCAGACGUCCAAGUCUAACUAGUAACUAUUACUAUUUGUUGCUGCUUAUACUAGUUAUA